CCAGAGAGUACACUGAUAUUCAACAUUGAUCUCCUGGAGAUUCGAAAUGGACCAAGAUCUCAUGAAUCAUUCCAAGAAAUGGAUCUUAAUGAUGACUGGAAACUUUCUAAAGCUGAGCCACCUUCUUUGAAAAGUUGUCUCUGUGCACCGGCUCCAGUCCCUACCUAACACUUGACUUAAAAGCCUUCAGUGGGGUUAGACCUCCAUGUCCAUCACGGGAUAGACGCUACAGCCCUUGCCGUGGUCUGCGAGGCUCAACGUGGACCGGCCUGUCUACCUGCUUCUCCGGCCUCUUCCCCAUUCUCUCUGGCCUCAGCUGCAUUGGCUUUUUGAUUUAUUGGCUGCUUGCCCUUCCUCCAGCCACAGGACCUUCAAAGCUGCUUAUCGUACCUCUGAAACAGUCUCCCUCCCCUGGCCAUUUCUUCUUUGUGCAGGAGGAGGUGAGAUGUCCACUUAGAGGAGGAUGGCUGCCCCUCCUCCAAGUUACUGCUUCGUGGCCUUCCCACCGCGUGCUAAGGACGGGCUGGUGGUGUUUGGGAAAAAUUCAGCUCGGCCCAGGGAUGAAGUUCAGGAGGUCAUGUAUUUCUCAGCUGCUGAUCAUGAACCCGAGAGCAAGGUUGAGUGCACUUACAUUUCAAUCGACCAAGUCCCCAGGACCCAUGCCAUUGUGAUAAGCAGACCUGCCUGGCUUUGGGGGGCAGAAAUGGGGGCCAACGAGCACGGAGUGUGCAUAGCCAAUGAAGCCAUCGAUGCCAGAGAACCUGCCGCAGAGACGGAAGCCUUACUGGGGAUGGAUCUGGUCAGGCUUGGCUUAGAAAGAGGAACGACAGCUAAAGGAGCCUUAGAUGUCAUCGUCGCCUUGUUGCAAGAACACGGGCAAGGUGGGAAUUACUAUGAAGACGCAGACUCCUGCCACAGCUUCCAAAGCGCGUAUCUGAUCGUGGAUCGUGAGGAGGCCUGGGUGCUGGAGACCGUGGGGAAGUACUGGGCUGCCGAGCAGAUCACAGAGGGAGUGAAGUGCAUUUGCAAUCAGCUUUCACUCACCACUAAGAUCGAUGCAGAGCACCCUGAACUCAGGAGUUAUGCUCAGAGUCAAGGCUGGUGGACGGGAGAGGAUGAGUUCAAUUUUUCUCAAGUUUUUUCUUCAGCUGAUGACCAUCUAGACCACUGUGCAGGCAAAGACAGCAUAGACAAGAAAGAAGAAAGCAUCACUGUGCAGACUAUGAUCGACAUCUUGCGGGACAAAGCCAGUGGAGUCUGUGUAGACUCCGAGUCUUUCCUUACCACAGCCAGCGUAGUGUCUGUUCUGCCUCAGAACAGAAGCUCGCCAUGCAUUCACUACUUCACUGGGACCCCAGAUCCUUCCAGGUCCAUAUUCAAGCCUUUCAUCUUUGUUGAUGAUGUAAAACUUGUCCCCAAAGCACAGUCUCCUUGUUUUGGGGACAACGACCCUGCCAAAAAGGAGCCUCGGUUCCUGGAGAAGCCAGACCGCCGGCAUGAGCUGUACAAGGCCCACGAGUGGGCACGUGCUGUCAUUGAAAGCGACCAGGAGCAAGGUCGCCAGCUGAGAAAGACCAUGCUGGAACUAGAGAAGCAAGGCCUGGAGGCCAUGGAAGAAAUCCUGACCAGCUCUGACCCCCUGGACCCCACCGAAGUGGGGGAUCUUUUCUAUGACUGUGUUGACACGGAGAUUAAGUUCUUUAAGUGAAGUAAGCAUUCCCUUUCCCCUUCUUAUUUAAACGUUCCCACCUUACUAAAUUACCAGCAAAACAAGCCACUCUCCUGUGUGAGUAAAAUGAGAAAGUUCAGAUGUGUUAAAGUCACACUCUUGUGUUCUGCCUUGAAGCUCAACAACAACCCCUUCUCCUGCCACGUAGCUUCCCUUCUUUUGCAAUGUAACGCGUCUCCAUUUGCCUGUCGUUCGAUUGUAUGACUAAUUGUGGAUUUUCAGCUGCUCUCAUUGCAUCUCAGUGACCGUGGACACAUUAGCCUUCUCACGGAGGACAAGGGUUCAUCAGGCCUUGGAAGGGGGCUCCACAGUGCUAAGUGUGCAGGAAAAGCAAAAUCUUUUGGUCUUAUUCUUUCUUUCAGUACUGGUUUCUUCCGGGUUAACCAAAGGGCCAGGGCUCUCGUGUGUGUACUUGAGGGAGAAGCUUCCAGGCCUCCCUUCACAUGGGUGCAUGCCUGUCAUGCAGAGUUCUCCAGAUGUGUCUGCUGAGGGACACAGCCAAUGGGGAGGAACAAAGGGGGCCCCUCUGUGGUCCCAGCUCAUCCUGAUCCCCGUGAUCCCAAAGAGCCUGUCUUCUCUACACUGCUCCUCGUGUGCGGGGGACCCACAGACGGCCCCUGUGCAGGAGAGCUGGUUAGGGGAGUCAGCUGGAGGCGCCCACGGUAGAGACUCGGAGGCAGCCACACCGGGGCCUCCCUGAUUCACCGCGCGGCCCUCCCCAGAGGCCUGCGGCUCUCCCUGCACACGCCCCCCCCCUUGGAUGUGGCUUCAUGUAGAAACGAUUUCGGGCUUGGUGAUGACCAUCUACGUUAGGAUGAAUUAAAUGGCUCCGUGGCACAGUUCCACCCCACGGGGCUGCGAAUUUCCCCAGCUAGCGAGGGAAAGAAAAGGAGAAACUCCUGACUGUUUAGAUUUCAGUUAAAGUAGCUGGAAUCUGAGCAGCGACUACAUGAUCUCAGCAGAGACUUUAAUUAAACUGAUUUGUUUCCAACGUCGUGUUCACACGGAGGAUUUGACUUACCACCAGAGCAUAGACGGGCGUGUGAGGGCCAGAUGGGCUCAGCAUUGGGAAGACAGAGGGCAAGGAGGUGACAGAUGGAUGCAGAAGCAUUUCGCUGCAGGGUGGCGAUCCAACCCCAGCCUUCCUGCCCAGCUUGCUCAAUCCCACAAAGCUGCGUAGGAUGCAGCUGGCUCUCCCCGCCCUUCCCUUUAUUCCCAGUAGCUGCUCUUGGAAUGAAGGUAGCUGCAGGGGGCAGGUGUAGGGGGGCUUCGCCCCAGCCAUGGAAACUCUCAAGCACUGUGAAAUGCUCCGGGGGCGGAGAUGAUGAAUAGACGCGUAAGCAGGUGUGGCCGCUGGUGGAAGGACGGCCCUUUCCUUACUCCGGCCUCACCCGUACCCAGUUGGGCCCAAUCAUGCUUCGUCACUGGUAGGAAUUUGCAAGUGGAAAGAUUGUGAGCGUCAGUCAUCUCUGAAGUGACCUAGGGUCAGUGACUCUGCGCCGAGAGCGGUGCGCGACAGGCCAGGCGGGCCGGAAGGGACGGGGUCUCACACACGGAUGUGGGCACGGAGGGCCACGGGGCUUAUCCGAACACAUCUUGCUCUACCGACCUCCCUUUAAGGGUGUGGGUAUCAGAGCGCCACGAGCUUUUGGGCCAGCAGCUUUGCGAAUUCUGUCUGUGAAAGCAUAGACGGUGAGCGCUAGCGGAUGGGAAGGACGUUUGGGCCGACAGAGUUACCACAGCCGUUGGUGGUGACCUGUAGUUGCUGAGUCUCAUCCAGGGCUUUCCCUGUUGAUGAACACAGGCUCUCCUCUUAGAGGGAGCGGCCAUCCCCAGAGCAUCAGUUUACAGAUGCUAAGCUCGGGGGGUUCGUAACACAGGUACUUCGCCGCUCCUCAGUCCACCUGCUCAGUGGUUAUUUAAGACAAGGUGAUGUGGAAAGCCACCCUAAAAUCUCACCACGUGGCUUCACCUCCACCUGUUACAGAAACAUUUCAUCAGACUGGACACGUCUGAGGUACCAAGGUGAUUCGGGGUUUUACCAAAAGAAGUCUAGUGAGACUAAAUUACACAGAGGCCUGCUUUCAUUGUUAUGGGCCAAACAAAGGUCAUGGAUCACCCAUCCAGCCUACGCCGUUCCCUAGCCACUGUGAAGUGGGAAAUACAAUGGCUGCUUCCGUUAGGGGACAUUUGUCCAGCAUCUCAAAGAAGGGUCAACCCUAAAUGAGAAUUGUCUUAGCUAACACUGUACGUCACAAUUGUGAUGCCCCUGUCUUACCACCAGGGGGCGUGGCAGCCCUCCGUGGCACAGCCUGGCAGAAGUUAAAUGGGGCUGGGAUGCUUCCAUCCGGCUCGGACGGGGUCUGUGUACAGUCAAACCCCCAAUAAUAGCAGUGGACGAAUUCUUUGUGCCUUGGGGGUUGUAGGGAAAGACAAGAAGAGAGUAAGGAACCUGCUGAUGCGGCUGGACUCACUUCUAGUGACUUUUAUCUACUGUUGUCAACUGCUUAAAAUAUGUUGUUGGAUUUUGAGCAGGCUGUUGGCGAGAUGUUUCUUUUUAAAUGCUCCUAACAGACUCUGCUUUUGAAAAAUGCUUAUCAUUACGUGGAUGAUUUCUUUACCAGGGAUUGCUUUUCUAAAGACAG
Molecule: messenger RNA, 4374 nt
Organism: Mirounga angustirostris (Northern elephant seal)
Lineage: Eukaryota; Metazoa; Chordata; Mammalia; Carnivora; Phocidae
Gene: SCRN1
Product: secernin 1
Exons: 9
Coding region: 464-1708 (414 amino acids)
Biological process (GO): proteolysis
Molecular function (GO): cysteine-type exopeptidase activity; dipeptidase activity
Source: RefSeq, a predicted model, not a curated record